AUGGACUCAGGAGGAUACACCCGUGAUAAACAACUGCUCAGAGAAGAAAGGGAGCAAGAUCUCCAAGAAAGGCUGAGAGCAGUGGGGUUGAAUGCUGAGUACUGGUUACCAAAGCUCCAGGAACACUUGGGUGUGACCUCUGCCCAGGCCUUACAACACCUCGAUGAAGAAGACCUUCAUCAGCUGAAAUCUCAGACACAACAUCUAUGGGAGAAAAGGGCCCUGGAGAAGCUGCUGCACCUGUCACAGUCAGGUCUUUCAGGGUCAAAACAAGCUCCAGUGGAAUUAAUGUACCAAAAGCAGAUGAAACACAUGAGAAUGCUCCUUGAUGGGGAUUAUGAAGCCACUAAGUCUUCCUUACAAAUGGACAAAGUCGAAAACCAAUUGGAAAGUCUCUUCCAUGGAAAGAAACAAUCCGAAGAAACACAUGAACAUGAAAAUAGUGAAAGGAAAGCUACAGAUAAUGGGCCCUUCCUAGACAUACUUCAACAGCUAGGCUUAGAUCAUUACUAUCCAAAAAGGAUGAGCAGAGCUGAUUUCCACGUUAUCUACAAGAAGUCUGUGUACAACACCCAUCCCAGUUCUGAAAAGGAGUUUCCUUUCUAUUUCCUGCAGAAGCUGCUAAUGUUGGAUUAUAGCCUGAGACAUUUGGUGGUCAGAGAUGAUAGAGACACAAAAUACCAUGUAGACUUAAUAUCUCCUGAUCAGGAUAAUGAGACUUUUGAUCCGUAUGAAGAGUUUAUUGAAGAUAAUCCUAGUUCUAAACCUUCAUCCACAAAGCGAUCCCAGCUCAACAAGCCCCACAUUCACCCAAUGGAUAUUCAGAUGACAAUUUUUCACUGUGUAGAUGACUUUGCCAGGCAGUACAUUAUGGGCAAACUUGCCAUUUGCCAAUUUGCCCUUCCCCUUGUAGUGCCUAAUCCUUGCAGUUCUCAGAUUGAAUUCUCCCUCUGGUCUCUCAGGCAAAUCAGGAAAAGUUGGCAAGUCAAGAAAUCACCAGAUGAGAAGAUCAGUUACAGGAAUCAACAGAUAUGUUCUGUCUCUACCCCCAUUGUGUCCUUCAUAAGAGUUGGGAAUGGCCUCUUGGCUUCCAAAUCUCAGAUCAUGAACUCUUUUCUUGAUAAACGUAAGAAUAGUAUGUUUUUUCACCGCCACUGUAGAGGAAGCACAAAAGACUGUCUCUUGAUGGAGGGUGUGGUGGAAGUCAGCUGGUACUGUCCUGGGGGUGAUGAUGGGGACAGAUUUAACAACUGUGUGACCUUCACCAAUCUUCAUGGAGAUGCAAAGGAACAUAAGCGGCAGCUCACCUUCCUGCAGGAAAUCUCUUCUCUCAUUGUGGUUCUCAUGAAAUUUUCUGAUAUCAAUGAAGAAAACCGGAAGCUUAUUCGUGACCUAUCCCAGUCACCAAAACCUUUCAUAUUAUUGCUUGAUGACAAAGAAAAAGGCAUAUGCAAUAGUUCUAGUCAGAGAGUAAGAAUUGGUAUCAGGAAUAGAAAUGAAGCAGAAUUAACAGAGGAAAUUGCAACAGCAAUCAGGCAUUUGUUAGACUCCUCUGACACCUCCCUCAGCCUGGAAGACUGUUCCAUGAUUGCUCGCCAGCAAGGAUUCCUUAUUGAUGAAGAUGAGAGAGAGUGUAAGGAAGGCAAAGAAAAGGCACAAAAUGUAAUGUCCCUCCUGUCAGAAACAGCGUUAUCUCACGUGAAGGAAAACUUUCUGCCCCUUCAGGGAACACUGUGGCACCAGUGGUGUAAGAAGGACAGAGAACUCUACCAUCUGACAGAAAAGGGAAAUCGGAGCAUUGAGCAACACAAGAGUGACACACAGAGAGAGAAAAGAGAGAUACGGCAAAAACAGUUGAUCAAAGCCUUUCCUCUCAAUGAUUUAAUGAGAUCUGUUCUUGAUAAUCUUCAGGGAAAUUCAGAAAAUCACACCAAACAUUAUUUUUUACCGUGGUUAAGUGUGUUUCUGGAUGAUCUGACUGCAGGGUGUGUGGAACAGUGGCAUGAGAAGCAAAGGCCAUUGCUGCCACAGGUACAAGAAAAAGAGAAAACCAUGUCCAAGAAAAAUUAUCUGCAAGACCAGCAAAGUAAGAUGGGAGGCAUCUCCACAGAAAAUCAUAACUGUGUCCUUGGAGUUGAGCAACUUUUCAGAGAAGUUGGUCAGAUCUAUGAAGCUCUGAAAGAAACAUCCUCCAAAAAAGAGGCUCUCUUUCAUUCCCUUCCUGAAAUUGCUGCAGAUCUGAUGAUAUCUGGUGUUCCGAUUGAACUGAUGGAUGGGGAUGCCUCAUAUGUGCCUCUAACUUGGAUAGCAGCUGUUUUUGACAAGCUUGCUGAGAAACUUGGAGACAAGAAGCUCUUUGUUCUCUCUAUCAUUGGAUUGCAGAGCUCAGGCAAGUCCACUCUGCUGAAUACACUCUUUGGGCUGCAGUUCACAGUCAGUGCAGGCAGAUGUACCCGGGGGGCCUACAUGCAGCUCCUGAAGGUGGAGGAGACAUUCACAGGGGAACUUGGCUUUGACUUUGUGCUGGCUGUGGAUACUGAAGGUCUCCGAGCCCCAGAACUCAACAAUAAAUCCCAGAACAGGGACAAUGAAUUGGCAACCUUUGUCACUGGACUUGGAAACUUGACUCUCAUCAAUAUUUUUGGUGAGAAUCCAUCAGAGAUGCAGGAUAUCCUACAGAUAGUUGUCCAAGCCUUUCUGAGGAUGAAACAGGUAAAAAUCUCACCAAGUUGCAUCUUUAUCCAUCAGAAUGUGGAGGAUGUUGCCGUUGAAGACCAAUUGAUAAAAGCUCGUAGGAAAUUAGUGCAAAGACUAGAUGAAAUGGCAAAAUUAGCAGCAGAACAAGAGCAAUACUCAGACAUCACCUGCUUCAAUGAUGUUAUUAAGUUUGAUGUGACUACUCAGGUUUACUACUUUGCUCACCUCUGGGAUGGCAAUCCUCCAAUGGCCCCUCCUAAUCCACGCUACAGCCUCAAUGUCCAGGAACUGAGAAGUAAAAUUCUUAUGAGUGCCAAACAGGAAUUCAAAGGAAGCAUCAUGAAGAUAUCAGACUUAAAAUUCCGAGUUCAAGAUUUGUGGAAAGCUCUGGUGAGUGAGAACUUUAUUUUCAGCUUCAAGAACACCCUAGAGGUGGUGGCCAUGAGCAAACUGGAAACCAUGUACAACCAGUGGACUUGGGAACUGAGGAGUCAUGUGCUGGACUUGCAGCUCCAGCUGAACAACCAGAUUAAGAAUGGGAAAAUGCAGACACUCAACAGAAGCACAGUUGAGGCCCCAGUUACAGAAAAAUAUGAAGCCAUCAAGCAAGAAUUUGAAAAGUUUUUAACUGAAGAUCCAGAUAAUGGAAUACUAAUUCAAUGGAAAGCAAAUUUUGAGCAUAAACUCUCCAUGCUUAAGGACACACUUGUUUCAGAGAGCUUAAGAAAGGCUGAUGAACUUAUUCAUUUUAAAAAAAGCCAAGAAAAGUUGGAUAAGAAAAAAGCAGAAUAUGAAAGAGAAUUAUUGGAAAAGAGCAGGAAGUUGGCUUUAUCUAUAAAGGAUAAAGAGCUAAACAAGGAAGAGGUACAGAACAUAUUUUAUCAACUUUGGACAAAAUGGGUCCAUGAUGUGUCCUCAACUUUCCCUCAAGUUGAAGAGCCUGACAUUGAACUAGAUGCUGAAGACAUUCUUUUGAAUUAUUUUAAAAGUGAGACAAAUAUAGUGGAAACACUAGGUAAAAAAUCUGGAAAGGUAUUUCAAAUGGAUUACACUGAAUAUGUUAAAAUGAGUAGGAACUAUUCCAUUUCCAGAGAUCAUUUAGAAGCACAUGAUAAAGAAGCUAUUAAUAGGACUAGUAACCACAUCUUUACAAGAUUUGAGGAAACUAUUAAGGACAUUCGUUUGCAACAGCGUGAUUACAGUUCCAGUGAUUUCCAUAAAAUCCUGAGAAUAAUAGAAGAGGAAGUAGAAUCUGAAACCACAGCAAAAAAAUAUUCCUUUACAAACAAAUAUAAGAUUGACAUGUCUUUGCAUUUAUUUAGAAGAGCCUCACAGUAUUUUAAGAAAAUGCAUGAGGCAUUCAAGAGAGCAAAUAAUCCUGUUUAUUAUUUGGAGUCUAAGAAAGCUGAUUUCUUUAUGAGUUUUGAAAUCUCCAUCCAAGGAGCAACUUCUAUUAAAACAUUUGUUGAUUUUCUGUGGAACAAGCUCUCCCCAGCUGUGUCCAAAACCAUAAGGGAAAAGGCAGUCCCUAAAAUUGCUGGGGACAUGAGAAAUACUUGCCCUGAAUUCAAUGGAAACAGAGCUAACUUGGAGAAACACAUUCUCAUCUCUCUGGCAGAGGAAGAGAACUUUGAAAAGUAUUGGCAAUAUAUUCAUUAUCCAAAAUCAUUUUUCAGGAGUUACAUUGAAACCCAAAUUAGAAAAUACUGUUCAGGAUCAGGAGCUGAAGCAAUACAGGCUUUUUUAAAACUAAGUUUAGAUGACAUCAAGAAUGUCCUACUCUCUGCUAUUCAUAAAUCCACAGCACAAGCUAAAGACAAAAGCAGCACUGCAUCUGAGUGGUUAGAUUUGUUCUGUGAUCACCUUGGGAGCAACCUCAUCUUCCCAAGGAGUGACUUGAUAAGCAUUGAACACCAGGAGAUUAAAGACAUGGAAUUUCUCAAGGAAGCCAUGAGUGCAGAUUUGGAUCCUGCAAUGGAGACAGUUGAACAGAAUUGCUUAAGUAUACCUGUAGAAGAAUUCAUUCCUGCAAUUGAGAAAAUACUCUCUGAACAUCUGUGUGGCUGCUGGAAACAGUGUCCGUUCUGCAAAGCCAUCUGCACAAACACAAUUUCUGCACAUGAUGGAGACCACAGUGUUCCCUUCCACCGUCCUCAGGCAGUCAGUGGAUGGCAUUGGCUAACCACAGACAAUUUGACCAUUGAUUGCUGUACGAGUUUGGUGGCAAGUGAUUGCUCAUUUUUGUUAAGUGAGGAUGAAAAAUUCCCAUAUAAGAACUAUCGACAGGCAGGAGGGGAUUAUGCCACAUGGAGCAUCACUCCAGACUCAUCCAGCCAGCCCUAUUGGAAGUGGUUUGUCUCUCACUUCAGAUCAAAUCUAGAAGAAAAAUAUCAGAAAAGAUUUGCAGGUAAAGGCCAAAUUCCUGAUGAAUGGGCCAGAAUCACAAAGCAAGAAGUGCUUGAUGACUUGAAAACACAGUAG
Molecule: messenger RNA, 5178 nt
Organism: Ochotona curzoniae (black-lipped pika)
Lineage: Eukaryota; Metazoa; Chordata; Mammalia; Lagomorpha; Ochotonidae
Product: interferon-induced very large GTPase 1-like
Exons: 1
Coding region: 1-5178 (1725 amino acids)
Molecular function (GO): GTP binding
Source: RefSeq, a predicted model, not a curated record